Molecule: messenger RNA, 1428 nt
Organism: Drosophila miranda
Lineage: Eukaryota; Metazoa; Arthropoda; Insecta; Diptera; Drosophilidae
Exons: 2
Coding region: 48-686 (212 amino acids)
Biological process (GO): positive regulation of cytoplasmic translation
Cellular component (GO): cytoplasm
Molecular function (GO): translation regulator activity; mRNA binding; single-stranded RNA binding
Source: RefSeq, a predicted model, not a curated record
GCGGAGGCGUGAACGAAAGCAACAAUUUUAAGCUUCGUUGUGUGCGCAUGUUGAUGAAGGCGGGAACAGAGGCGGACUUGUUCAUGCGUGUCGACAAAUCAAAGACUUACGACGAGUUUAAGGGAAACUUCCUAAAAACUUUUGGCCGCAGCAAUUUAACUGCCGACGUGGUACUUCUGUUGAAGGAAACCUUUUUCAACCCGGAGAAAAACUCCGUAAUGGGAUAUAUUCUUCGCAUGGAAGAAAUUACUAUGCGUGCCGACAUCGAAGAGAAAUUGACAGUGCAGUUCAUCGUUGAUGGUUUUCGUGAUCGAUCUUCCAGUAUCGCCUUAUUGUAUUCAGCGUCGACCAUCGGAAAACUUAAGGAGCUAGCUCGACAAUACGAAGCUUUGAGGAAGAGUACCCAGACGAAUUUUAAGCGCACUGGGAUGACCGCUUCCGGAAAUGACCGGAGCCAGGUGCGCUGCUAUAAUUGUUCAGCACAUGGCCAUUAUGCUUCAUCGUGUCCCGCACCUAAGCGGGAGAAGGGAUCGUGUUUCCAGUGUGGAUCCAUGCAGCACCAGGUGAAGGAUUGCCAACAGAAGCCUAUGCCAACCCAGCGAUCCGUGGGUACAGCCAGCAACCCGCCAAUGGAUGACAGAGAGGAGAACAAUAUUUUUGUUCCUAUUGUUAAUCAGCGCUAUUAAUUUAAUGCAGCGCUCGGCGAUACCUUAUGAAAAUUUUGAUGGUGUACUAAGACCGACAGAGUAUUUUGGAGUUAACGGUUCGAGAAUAAGCAUUUUUGGAAAAAUAAUUGUCAAUUUAGUUUUUCAUAACAUUGAAAAAGAACUUAUAUUUUUCGUUGUACCAAACAACUAUAUUUCGUGUAAUGUCCUUCUGGGGCGCAGUUUCCUUGAAAAUUAUGGAAUAAAAUUAAUUUUUGAAAAUGUAAAGCGAGUUACGCAAAGCAAUAUGGUCUCAAUUGAAAAUAGAGUAUUAGUAAACAGUGACUUAGAUGAAAAUAGGGUAUUAGUGAACAGUGACUUAGAUGAAAAUAGAGUAUUAGUGAACAGUGACUUAGAUGAAAAUAGAGUAUUAGUGAACAGUGACUUAGAUGAAAAUAGAGUAUUAGUGAACAGUGACUUAGAUGAAAUUAGAGUAUUAGUGAACAGUGACUUAGAUAAAAAUAGAGUAUUAGUGAACAUUGAGAGUGACCAAAUUGAAAAUGUAGUAUUGACAAAUAGAGAUAGUGAGAUGAUGUUAUCAGAUAUCAAUAAGAAUGGAUUAUUAAAGGAUGAAAAUUAUGAGAAUAAGAUUAGUGACCAAUUGAAUUGUAAUAACAUUGACCUUUUAUUGAAAGAUAACGAGCAAAAGCAUAUGGCAAGUGAAUCAUUAGAAAGAACCGACAUAGAUAUACCGUAUAUAUAUAGUAUUGAAAUAACAAAAGAA